Messenger RNA from Prunus armeniaca (apricot), 1080 nucleotides. NCBI's taxonomy places the organism in Eukaryota, Viridiplantae, Streptophyta, Magnoliopsida, Rosales, Rosaceae. The record is from the annotation of a GenBank genome assembly.
AUGGACUCUAGUAUUCUAUGUCCAAUCAAAUACACUGAGCACCGAAGCACCACCAAAAAAUUGACCAAACCCCGGAAGAAACCAACAACGGAGUCUACCUCUUCAUCCAUCCCGAGAAUCGUUCGAAUUUCUAUGACCGAUCCAGACGCCACGGACUCCUCCAGUGGCGAAGAAGACGAGUGUUUUGGGCGUCAGAGAGUGAAGCACUACGUCAACGAAAUCAACAUCGAAACCGACUUCAGAAACACCUUGGUCCUCCCCAACAACGGCCGCAAACGGUCGACCGUCGAGCCUCCGGCGAGUCGGCGGACGGUGAAAAACUCCGUUUCGCAGACCAAUGGGAGCAGGAAGUUCCGCGGCGUACGGCAACGGCCUUGGGGCAAAUGGGCGGCUGAGAUUAGAGAUCCCGCCCGUCGUGUACGGCUGUGGUUGGGGACCUUCGAAACUGCUGAGGAGGCCGCUAUGGUUUAUGAUAAUGCCGCCAUUAAACUCCGCGGCCCUGACGCUUUAACUAAUUUCGUCUCACCGCUACCCAAAGAAGAAGAGAAGCCAGAGCUUCCCGUUAAGCCUGAGGCUGAGCCUGUUAUUGAGGUCGAGAUCACCAACGGAACGACGUCGGGUUCUGGUUACGAUUCCGGGUCGGAGUCUCACAACAAUCUGUCAUCUCCUACCUCUGUUCUUCACUUCAGAACUCAGCCCAAAAUGGAAGAAGCUCAUGAGCCGCAAAAGCUUCAGGUAUUUGACCAAGUAAUGCAGGAGUGUGAAGAUGAGACCGGUACGAAUUUCGCAUCGGACGAUUUGGGUAAUUAUUUGCCUCUGGACUUCCCGUACUUGGAUGACGUGUUCAGCUUCCCAGCUCCGGAUUCUCCCUUGUUCUUCGAUACGCCGAUGUUUUUCGACGACGACGCCACCGCCGCGGCCGCGACGCUUCCCGAGUGUUUACUGAAGGAGGAUUUCAGCGACAUGUUUCGUGACACAUACGACACGUCGUUGUCACCGACGACGUCGUCUAUGUGCCAAGGGGGGGAGGACUAUUUUCACGACAUUUUGUUUGGUUCAGACCCCCUUGUUGUCCUCUGA